AUGCAAGAACUAAUCCUCUACUCCCAUAUCCCCCCAACCCGGCACGCUCAAGUCCUCCAGAUCCUCGCCGGCAUAACCGCCUCCCGUCCCACCCCAACCCUGGAGCAAACACUCCUCUACAUCCAACCCCCCGCCACCCUGACCGGCGCCGCCAAAAAGGCCCAAGCGAACCGUCAAACCCAGGUCAAACCUCAGAAAUCCACCUACGUCAAAUUGAUCCGAGACGUCCAGAACGAUGGCGAUAAGACUCCCUGGACUCUUCGCACGGAGGAAGUACCUCAAGCCGGCAUCACGAACGUAAUAAGUCGAACCAUCACAGAACGCCUACUUUCAGACCAAGAUCUCGAGGCCUUCAGGCAAACAACCGGUAACAAAACAAAAUACUGCAAUCAAUUCCUCGCGUCCCCCGGCCACCGCUUCAUCCACAAUAACCUCAUCAUCCGCAUCUCCCGGAUCUUGACCGUACCUGAUGGAACUGGGGCGUUGGAGCCGUUGGAUGCUCCGGUGCCGGAGGUGAGGGAGUGUCGGGUUGUGGAUUCCUCCGGGGCGUAUCUUUUUGAGGUUACGGUGAGGGUGGAGGAUGGGGCGAACUCGAAAUUGGUGGAGAUGGGGAUGGGGGAGAUUUUGGGGUUUAGGCGGUUGGUGGAGGGGGUGGUGGAUUUGAGGGUUCCGGAGAGGUUGGCAUUGGAUUCGAGGAUUAAGUGA
Molecule: messenger RNA, 705 nt
Organism: Recurvomyces mirabilis
Lineage: Eukaryota; Fungi; Ascomycota; Dothideomycetes; Mycosphaerellales; Teratosphaeriaceae
Exons: 1
Coding region: 1-705 (234 amino acids)
Biological process (GO): termination of RNA polymerase II transcription; regulation of transcription by RNA polymerase II
Cellular component (GO): core mediator complex; mediator complex
Molecular function (GO): transcription coregulator activity
Source: RefSeq, a predicted model, not a curated record